Messenger RNA from Panicum virgatum (switchgrass), 2765 nucleotides. RefSeq names its product CBL-interacting protein kinase 32-like. Gene Ontology annotation, molecular function: ATP binding; protein kinase activity. The transcript has 15 exons. The record is from RefSeq and is a predicted model, not a curated record. NCBI's taxonomy places the organism in Eukaryota, Viridiplantae, Streptophyta, Magnoliopsida, Poales, Poaceae. Bases 1143 to 2426 code for a protein of 427 amino acids. Gene Ontology annotation, biological process: signal transduction; protein phosphorylation.
UCCUCUUCCCCACCUCACUUUUAUCUUUUGCUGCCCGCCGCUAUAAUUGCCAGCCGGCUUGCUUGGUUGGUAUAUCGCCAGGGCCACCAUUCCACCAAGCUCUUCCCCUUGCUCAGCACUUCAGCAGUCAGCAGCGGCCUCCCCAUCAGAAGCCUAGCUAGCAGCUCUUCCUCGCCCCCACAGCCGUUUCCCAGAUCUUUUUCAGCACCGGCACUCCACCAGGGCACAGCAAGGGCAUCUACUCUGCACUUCGCCUGAUCCAGUCCAACCGGAGAGGGUGUAAGAGCUCCUCUGCCUCUUCUCUUCCGUGUUUCCCUUUUCUUCCUGUUUCUAGUAUGCAGCGAUGUGAGCUUCUCCUUUUCGGUCCAACUUCUCGGUGCUUUGCUGAAGGGAAUGUCCAGCCUACAGUGGCUUCAGGCAUUCUUUCCAGCAAAUCUUGUUUUCCCCUAUUGAGUGGGGAAGCCGUUCAACCUUUUAUUUCUAGCAUGCAAAUUUUUAUCGGGGGCUAUUGGCCCAGCUUCUUCAACCUCCAUUGUUCCUGCUAGUUUUUUUUUAAAAAAAAUCUCUUUCCCCUACCUUAAAAGAAAUCACUUUCUUCCCUGUUUGAGAUGAGAGCCCUGGCUGCAAGUUUCAUGUUCUUGGGCUGCCCGAUUGCUGGAAUGGAAUAUGCCCACGAGCAGCCCCUCACAUGUUGUGUUAUGCUUUUCUGAAUGGAUGACUGAAUAUUCAAUUCCUAUCUUUUCUGCAGCCCCCUCGUGGCUGAUUGGCAUUUAUUCUUUCCAGAUCCCAAGAAUGGUCUAACUUCUCUUUGACUUCCAAUUCGAUUCCUGUUCUAGGUGAGAGAGGGAAAAAAACUAGUUUUUGGAUCUCACAGGAUGUUUUCUGCCAACCCAAUUGAUUGAGCCGUUCACCAAUUUUCUGACUUAGCAUGUGGUAGGGAAUAACAAACAAACUGAACCAGCAGCUGUUCACCAGUCGUGGAUUUGCAUUUGGCCAUGCCCAUAAAAUUUACAGAUCAGUGAUGAUUGAUUGGAGAUAAGAAAUGAGACGUGAAUCUAUCACACGUCCUAACUGAACUCGUGGAAACCAUUGGACUCUGCAUAGAAGCUUCCUGAUAUUUCUAAGGGGCGAUAAGGCAGGGAAUGAGUACAACCAAGGUGAAGAGACGUGUGGGGAAGUAUGAGCUCGGUCGGACCAUAGGUGAAGGCACAUUCGCAAAGGUCAGGUUCGCGAAGGACACUGAGACAGGCGAACCUGUAGCUAUCAAGAUCAUAGAUAAGGAGAAGGUCCUCAAGCACAAGAUGGUUGAGCAGAUUAAGCGGGAAAUUUCAACAAUGAAGUUGAUCAAGCAUCCUAAUGUUGUUCGCAUAUAUGAGGUGAUGGGAAGUAAAACAAAGAUAUACAUUGUGUUAGAAUUUGCUACAGGUGGUGAGCUCUUUGACAUAAUUGCUAACCAUGGUCGAAUGAGGGAAGAUGAGGCAAGGAGGUAUUUCCAACAAUUAAUCAAUGCAGUUGAUUAUUGUCAUAGCAGGGGUGUGUACCACCGGGAUCUAAAAGUCUCCGACUUUGGGCUGAGUGCUCUAUCUCAGCAGAUCAAGGAUGAUGGAUUGCUGCACACAACUUGUGGAACUCCGAACUAUGUUGCACCAGAGGUCCUUGAAGAUCAUGGCUAUGACGGUGCAAUGGCUGAUUUGUGGUCAUGUGGAGUUAUCCUGUUUGUUCUGCUAGCAGGGUAUUUGCCUUUUGAGGACUCUAAUCUUAUGAUGUUGUAUAAGAAAAUAUCAAAUGCAGAAUUUACAUUUCCACCGUGGACAUCUUUUCCUGCGAAGAGGUUGUUAACAAGAAUCCUUGAUCCAAAUCCAAUGACGAGAAUAACAAUCCCAGAAAUAUUAGAGGAUGAGUGGUUCAAAAAGGGCUACAAGCGCCCGGAAUUUGACGAAAAAUAUGACACCACAUUGGAUGAUGUGGAUGCUGUCUUCAAUGAUUCAGAAGAGCACCACGUGACAGAAAAGAAAGAAGAAGAGCCAGUAGCUCUGAAUGCAUUUGAACUGAUAUCAAUGUCAGCAGGCCUAAAUCUUGGAAACUUAUUCGACUCAGAGCAGGAAUUCAAAAGAGAAACAAGGUUCACCUCAAAAUGUCCACCCAAGGAAAUUAUCCGCAAGAUUGAGGAAGCAGCAAAACCUCUAGGAUUUGAUGUUCAGAAGAAAAAUUACAAGUUGAGGCUCGAAACGGUGAAAGCAGGGAGGAAAGGAAACCUCAAUGUUGCUACUGAGAUACUACAAGUCGCACCCUCCCUUCAUAUGGUAGAAGUUCGAAAAGCAAAAGGCGACACUCUGGAAUUCCAUAAAUUCUACAAGAACCUUUCCAACACCUUAAAGGACGUUGUCUGGAAAUCCGAGGAUCUGCAAAUGCAACCUGCUGCUUAGCAGAACCUGAGGAGAGGAAGGAUGGAAAACUAUUUGUCUCAUUCUUCCAAGCAGAUUCCAUUUCGGUAGCCUGCUAGCCUGGAUCAGCAAAUCUGUUCUCCGAAUUAUAUAUGUAAUAGUGUGUGGCCCGGCAAAUUGUGCUGGUCCUCCACUACUGUUGUAAUUGUAAAUGCUGCAUUUUGAGAGAUCGCAUUGCUUGCUGUAGACUGUAGUUGGAGUGAAGCUCUUUCAAUAGAUUUUUUCAGUAUGUGAGCUUUGUAAAUCCAUGUAUGCCUAUGAAUGAUGUUGAAACACCAUGCACAAAAUCUGCGAAAUGAAGCCAAGUAUGGUUUUCGCAUC